UAGAGCGCUAGUUACUUUGGCAGCUCGACUACGACCAGGGUAAUAUGUGUAAAGCGCCAUAAGCGUCAGAGCCUGACGGAUAUUGGCGCUAUAUAAAUAACCAUAUUAUUAUCAUUAUCAAUGAUAGCAUUUCCAAGAGCAGUCAUUGUAAUUUGAGAAUGCUAAAAUGAUAAUCUUCCUCACAGUAAAGAUGAAGAACAGAAAAGAAUGAAAAGCUAACAAAAAUUUAUCGUUCACAUAAAUCCCACAAGGAAGUAAUUCUCUGUCAAAUCUUAAUCACAAUCUCUAUAACCACAUUGUCCAAAGUGGUAACUAUACUGUUUAUCACACCAGGUUUUCAGGUAGAACUCCGACUAGCUAAUAUGUAAAGCUUUAAUUAUACACACUAAUAUUCAUUUCGAAAUACUUUGGACUUUGGACUCUGCCGGGGAUAUUUAUAUGAGAGGCUUUGUACAUUUAAAACAUUGCACAAGGACAAAGUGAUGUUCGAGUGAAUGCACCUUAUCAUAGUAGGCUCAACCGCCAUUUUACAUUCAAGACGAGUUUGAUAGACUGUUGGCCUUGUCAACAUCUACUUUUCCUCAGUUUUCUACUGUACACGUGACAUUCAACAUGACAACAGAUACUGGAAAUGCUGGUGACCUUGCGAACAAAAUAGACAGAACUCCAUCUACCGAACUUGAAGUCCGCGAAACUCAAACUCAUGGGCCAAAUCCAAGCAACUUUAUGCCCCCGGAACAUGUAAAAGACAAGCCGAAAUACUCGUCAUCAGGUCAAGAUGACCCCGGUGUGGGUGACCUUUCCAAUGGCGUAGGCACAACUCCACCUUGCGAACUUGAACGCGAUGCUGUGCCAGCACAAGGACCGAGCAACACCAAUCUCCAAGAAGACAAACAGGAAGGCGCUUCAGCGGAUCAAGAAGAACCUGCGGGGAUAAGCUCAUGUGGUUUCUGCUCGGACAGGGAACGUUUCUCAACACUUGACGCCAUUUUUGUCUUGGCUGGAAUUGCAUUGUAUAUUGCAGAUAUUGUAACAGAUCUUCUAGUCGGUGUGCAGUACUUACGGCAAGGUGAUAUAUUAUGGAGUAUCAUGACGUUUGUUUUUGUUUUUGUACCCUCGUUGGUCUUGCAAUUCUUCAGCUUUAGAUGGUUCAUCUUAGACCUGGACCAAAACACAAAGUACAAUUUAAGACCAUUACGGAAAAAGCUUUGGGCCUGGUGUCAGUGGCUAGCUAGUCACAUUUUACAACUCGGAGCCAUCAAGAGAUACUGGAGCACGUUCAAAUUCGGCAUUCUCAGUCGGAGGGACAGCAAAUACUAUAAAGAAAUGAUAAGUGAGCGGCUUGACAUCACUAUGUUACGUCUUCUAGAAGCAUUCAUGGAAUCGGCUCCUCAGCUUGUCUUACAAGUAUACAUCAUGGUGUACAGCGAAGAACUCUUCUGGCUUACUGCUGCUUCGGCUAUUGUGUCCUUACUUUCCCUUGCCUUUUCUCUUGGGAUAUACCAGAAAGCUCUUCGGGACUUUGUACCUGACAAAGAGAAGCUUUCGUACAGUCACGUAGCGUUGAUCAUUGUUUGGCGACUGUUCACAAUCACUGCCCGAGUUCUUGCAAUGGCGCUUUUCGCGUCAAUCUACGGGUGGUGGGUCUUUGUGUUAGCUGCAGCUCACUGGGCAGUCAUGACCGCAUGGCUGAUAUGGCAACGUACGUCAUACCACACGUCAAAAUACGAUGAGAUACCCUUUGAUGCAGUCAUAGGAAUCAUACACAUCUUCUGUUUCUUCAACAUGAAAGAGGGUCCAACGAGAUACCGAGCGGUCAUCUUUUACAUCUUAAUAUUCGUUGAGAACACGGUCAUGUUCGGGCUGUGGUAUCGCGAGCAGGAUUCCCGAGAAAAGAUGUACGGAUUACCGGCGUUGGUAUUCGUCUGGGGCGGUUUCUUUAUCGGUAUCUUCUUUAUGUUUUUGUAUUACCACUGUUGCCAUCCGAAGGGGAAGAUACAGAUUUGCUUGUGCGGAGACACCGCCUCAAAAGUAACCACAGCUCAAAGUAACAAAUCAAAUGCGACAGGCAUGACCGUGAUGACAGUUGAGCAAAGAGGCGACGAGGACGAAGUAGAUGGGGGAAAUGAAGAAGUUGACGGUGUAAACAUGACAAAAAUGGCAAAUGUACAAUGUGCAGACAACGUUGUGGAUGCGACGUCUUCAACUAGGACAGUGUCAGAAAGUGAUAGAUACCGGUACCUUUUCUCCUACACAUGGCGGCGUCGCAUACAUCCCAAGGUAUUUCUGACAGAAAGGAGUAUCAAUUACGUGGAUGCCAAGUGACGACCCCUUCUCGGGCAACUGCAAACAACAAUAUCCGAAUAGGAUCCUGAAAUGCUAGUCACAAGCGUGAAUGCUACAGGCACGACAUAUGAAAGGUCGACACGGCGUCAUGUGAACUUUAAUAGCAAGUUCUUUCAGGGCU
Messenger RNA from Strongylocentrotus purpuratus (purple sea urchin), 2467 nucleotides. Its product is annotated as XK-related protein 4-like. NCBI's taxonomy places the organism in Eukaryota, Metazoa, Echinodermata, Echinoidea, Camarodonta, Strongylocentrotidae. The transcript is spliced from 3 exons. Gene Ontology annotation, biological process: engulfment of apoptotic cell; phosphatidylserine exposure on apoptotic cell surface; apoptotic process involved in development. Bases 613 to 2325 code for a protein of 570 amino acids. Gene Ontology annotation, cellular component: plasma membrane. The record is from RefSeq and is a predicted model, not a curated record.